Messenger RNA from Pecten maximus, 2759 nucleotides. RefSeq lists its product as uncharacterized. The coding region runs from base 12 to 1007 and encodes 331 amino acids. The transcript is spliced from 2 exons. The record is from RefSeq and is a predicted model, not a curated record. Lineage: Eukaryota; Metazoa; Mollusca; Bivalvia; Pectinida; Pectinidae.
AUUUGAAAAAAAUGCCUAACAGGAAAACUUUUGAUAACGGCCAGAGUUGUGUGAUCGAAAGAGCCACCACUGUCUACUACAAUAUUGGUAUAACCGACCUAGAAACCGAGAGACAUGUAGUAGGUGAAAUAACAAACUACAGGAACCUUGCGGAUAAGAUUCAGGAAAAAGUAUAUAACUCCUCCCAUUCACCUCCAAGUGAAAACUGCCUCGAAGAAUGCAAUACGUUCAUUGAUUAUAAUCUCGACAAACGGUAUUUUGACGUCAGAUUCGCUGAAUAUGAAGGACAGGCCGACACAUUGAGGACUUCUAAACAUCUUAUCAAAGAGUUAUACAAUCAUCCUAUUUAUGAAUGUCUGAGACGGCUCGCUCCACACACAUCAUUCCCCGGCAUUGCACUCAUGAUAUAUAAAUUCAGGUAUGCGUCAGCACUUGCAGUCUCGGGACGUGUUCAGAAGGCCAAGAAAGUGGCCGACAAAGGAAUGGAGAAACUGCAACUGUACUUAAACGAGACGAGUAUGGCUCGAGUUAAUGCGAGUUGUUUGUACGGAUAUGUCAACGUGGUGUUAGCAGGCAUCAGCCAGAUACCACAAACGGAACAGAUGGAUGAUAUUAAGGAAUGGAUCGAGAAGGGGCUUGAACAAGUGAAAGCUAUAAAGGACAACGGAGUCGCCAAUAUGUGGGCGAGAAUGUUUCUUGUAAAGAAAGCGUGUGUUCUGUUAAAGAUCGGCCUAUCAGGCGAAGAUAUUUCUGGCCAGGAUAAUGAGGAUAUCAGUCAUGAGGAUAGGGACGCAGCUAGAAAGAGUCUGGAAGAAGCUGAAGAACAUUGGACCAACACCGAUGAGAGAAGACUUAUGUUGUACAAACGGGCAGAGGCAAAGCUUCAACGGCUUGCUGGUGACAAGGAAGCUGCUUUAGAAUCCCUACGAUAUGCAAUAACCAUUGCACACCAAUUUAAACGCGAAGAGGAAAGCUAUCAGCAUAUUCUUCAGAACUGGACCGCAUGAUAUUGUUAUCCUGAUCUGUUCGUGGACUUUGAAUGGCAAGAAGAAUGCUUGAGGAUCAUUCUAAAGCAAUGUGUGACAUGAUAUUUAAUUGUUUGAAAUGGUUUGAAACUUUAUUUGAAGAAAUAAUACUCAAGGAAUAUUCUUCAGAAAUUACCUUCAGUUGUUGAUUUGACAUUCCAUAUCAUUAGUGUAAAUGGCAUUCAAGUGGGUUUAAAUUGCUGUUAUCUUUAAAUAGAAAUAGUUUCUGAGAAAUAUAUUCUUUAGAAAUUUUGACAUGAUAACUCGUAUCCUGAUAGCCCGAGGUGAUGGGUGAUAUUUAAUGGAACGAGGAAUACUUGAAGUGUAUCCUUUUGAAAUUGUCACUUGACGGCAUUGUGUCCUGAGUGGGAUGCUUGAAUCCUAUUCUUCGGAAAUGAAUGGAAUGGUGAUAAUGUUAAAUACUUAAGGGAAUGAGAAACUCUUCAAGCAUAUUCUUCAAAUACUGGUAUUGUUUUAUAAUUCGAGAACGUUCUAAUCGGAUUCUUCAAGAAUUGGGUAACGUGAAAUGUGUUAUUUACUUUUUAACUGGACUCUAACUUGGUAUAAAGACAAGCUGAAUCUGUAAAGACUUAACGUUGGGCCAGACUUUCACAUUCUAACUUAAUAUCAGGAUGUGUUGUCCAGAACUUGUAAUUCACAGAAUCGAAAAAACUAUUCCAAGAACUCGGAGUAUUUUAUCUAAUGGAUCCGCUUUGUAUAUACAAUGCAUUGUAUUUAUAUGUAACCUUGUUUUUAAUCUUGUCCAUUUUGUUCCUAUAUGUUGUCCUCGUUAUAUCGAUUGGAGUUAGAGUGACGGUUUCGAUAAAACUACAUUCUCUUCUUGUUUAUGUACAACGCAAAUCUAAAAUAGUGAAUACUGACGUUUAAGAAAACAAAUAAAACUCCAACACAAUUUUUACUCAAAAUCGAUGAAACGAGAGCAUGUACAUCCAUGUGCUGUAAAAAAGGAUUUUAAGGUUUGAUAUAGAUUACAAAACUCAUUGACCGUAUGCGUAGAUUUUACAAACACUAUAGACGCGUGGAAUAAAUUGACCUAGCGGAAGGUCUUACGGCAUAAUUCAUACGUGUAUACUGUAUUUCUGAAAAUCAUAUAAUUUUCUGUUAACAAACAACUUUUUAUUUUUACUGAUUACGUCAGUAUAAAUUAAACCGACAGACCUGGUGUGUACAAAUCAAGGAGGCAUUUGUAAUCAGGAUACUUGAAAAAAUAACACGUGUUUGUAGUCUAUAUACGUGUUAUCCAGUUAUCAUGAUUGGUAUUUGGAGUACGUAUACGUGUACACCUCACUACAGCACACAUAUAUAUAGUACAUUACUUCAUAUUUUUGGUGUAAAAUGUCCUUGUUAGUCAUGUGUAUACAUAGACUUGACAAACAGAAUAAUUACGCUGUACAUAUCGAACAUUGUUAGGUUGGUGACGUAAGAAAAGAACAUUACAAACCUCCAUGGAAACCCCCGUGGGACUUGGCACAAAUGUAUGUAUGUAUGUUACCAUAGUAUCGUACUGUAAUACAUUGUAUGUAUAUGGAUUGUGGGUUGCGAAUUUGUGCCUAGUCGCUGUGGAAACGAAACCUCUAUACCGUUCAGGUUUGUCAUAGUGUGUUUUACACAUUGAUAUUUCGGUAAAUAGCGAAUUAUUGCAUAUGAUUUGUCUUGCCUUAUGUCAAUUCGUUUUCGUUGCAAAAUGACCAAUAAAAUAUCAUUAGAAAAAUA